Molecule: messenger RNA, 1548 nt
Organism: Ramularia collo-cygni
Lineage: Eukaryota; Fungi; Ascomycota; Dothideomycetes; Mycosphaerellales; Mycosphaerellaceae
Product: probable 2-succinylbenzoate-CoA ligase
Exons: 2
Coding region: 1-1548 (515 amino acids)
Biological process (GO): fatty acid metabolic process
Molecular function (GO): medium-chain fatty acid-CoA ligase activity
Source: RefSeq, a predicted model, not a curated record
AUGAGCACUCUUUCCAACUGCUUUUCCUCGACCUCCAAUGCCACGGCCGUCAUUGUCCCCGGUCCCCCGACGCUCGCCAUCUCCUACAAGCAACUCCACGCCGAUGUCGUCAACUUCCAGAAGAAGCUCGCAAACCUAGGCAUUACACCUGGCGCUGCCGUCUCAAUCGCCCUCCCUAACAGCUACCCCUUCAUUGUUGCAYUCCUUGCGGCAGCAUGGCAGCGAGGAAUCGCCGCGCCAUUGAAUCCGGCCUACAAACAGAGCGAAUUCGAAUUCUACAUCGAUGAUCUCUCCUCCGCCCUGGUGUUGGUUCCGCAAGGGCAAGCAGAUGGUCCAGCUGUGAAGGCCGCCAAGAGAUAUAAUGCCGCGGUGGCAGAAUGCUACCUUCACCCUCUCACACACGAGGUCGUGCUAGACAUCAAGGACAAUGGCAAGCUGUCGGGCCAUGGAAACAAAGCUGUGGAGGAGGCACAGCCGGAGGAUACGGCUCUUGUUUUACACACUUCAGGAACAACAGGGCGACCAAAGGCUGUUCCCCUCUCCCAUCGCAACUUGACUCGAACGAUGCAGAACAUCCAAAACACCUACAGCCUUUCGGCAGCAGACCGAACAAUGCUCGUCAUGCCUCUCUUCCACGUCCACGGUCUCCUCGCAGGCUUCCUCGCUCCUCUAUCGUCCUCUGGAUCAGUGAUUGUGCCCGGCAACUUCAGCGCAACGACCUUUUGGAAACACUUUGUAGAGCACAAAGCGAACUGGUACACAGCAGUUCCCACGAUCCAUCAAAUCCUCCUCAAGAACCAAAAUCUCUGGCCCAAACCCCUCCCCGCAAUUCGUUUCAUCCGAUCCUGUAGCUCUCCUCUUUCACCCAAAGUCUUCCACGAUCUCGAGGCCGCUUUCAAAGCACCCGUCCUAGAAGCCUACGCCAUGACAGAAGCCGCACAUCAAAUGACCUCCAACCCCACACCACCCAUGAAGCGAAAGCCCGGAUCCGUAGGAAUUGGCCAAGGUGUAGAGAUUAAGAUCCUCGACCAAGAAGGCAAUGAAGUUCCCCAAGGCAAAGAAGCAGAAAUCUGCAUCCGCGGCCCUAAUGUCACGAAGGGAUACCUCAACAACGACAAAGCAAACAAGGAGUCCUUCACCCAAGGCGGCUUCUUCAGAACUGGAGACCAAGGCAAGCAAGAUGAGGAGGGGUAUGUGAUCAUCACCGGCCGGAUAAAGGAGCUCAUCAAUAAGGGAGGCGAGAAGAUCAGCCCGAUUGAGCUGGACAAUGUUCUUGCGCAGCACCCAUCGGUUGCAGAGGCUGUAUCAUUCGCCAUCCCGGACGAUCUUUAUGGACAAGAAGUCGGCGUGGCUGUCGUUCCCAAGGAUGGCAAGAAGGUGACCGAAGAAGAAAUGAAAGCGUACAUGGUCGAGAAGGUUGCCAAGUUCAAGGUACCGAAGAGGGUGUUCAUCACGGACAACAUGCCCAAGACUGCUACUGGAAAGAUUCAAAGACGAAUCGUGGCCGAAACUAUGCUCAAGGCCGACUCACCUAAAUCCAAGCUGUAA